This is a messenger RNA of Mesoplodon densirostris (Blainville's beaked whale), 5102 nucleotides long. RefSeq names its product aminoadipate-semialdehyde synthase (gene AASS). Gene Ontology annotation, cellular component: cytoplasm. The record is from RefSeq and is a predicted model, not a curated record. The coding region runs from base 135 to 2912 and encodes 925 amino acids. Gene Ontology annotation, molecular function: saccharopine dehydrogenase activity. NCBI's taxonomy places the organism in Eukaryota, Metazoa, Chordata, Mammalia, Artiodactyla, Ziphiidae. The transcript is spliced from 24 exons.
ACUUCCGAAGAAGUUGAGCAAACACCUCCUCCUCAAGGCCCCCAUCCCAAUUUCUGCUGGGAAUUCGGAUCCUACUCUGCCCGGACCCGGGAGCGCAGAGGCGGCGGGGACGGGACGAGUAACCAGGUUUCAAGAUGCUGCGAGUACCUAGGACCAAACUGGACGGGCUGGGCCUCAGCCUCUCCAGGCUUCACUACAAGGCGGUGAUGGCGUUGAGGCGGGAGGAUGUGAACGCCUGGGAGAGGCGGGCUCCCCUGGCUCCCCGGCACAUCAAAGGGAUCACCAAUCUGGGGUACAAGGUCUUAAUACAGCCUUCCAAUCGGCGGGCCAUUCACGAUAAGGAAUAUGUCAAAGCUGGUGGCAUUCUUCAGGAGGAUAUUUCUGAAGCUUGUUUAAUUUUGGGAGUUAAAAGACCCCCAGAGGAAAAAUUAAUGCCUAAGAAGACCUAUGCAUUCUUCUCCCACACCAUAAAGGCUCAGGAGGCCAAUAUGGGUUUGUUGGAUGAGAUCCUAAAACAGGAAAUCCGACUUAUUGAUUAUGAGAAAAUGGUGGAUCAUAGAGGAAUACGGGUAGUGGCGUUUGGACAGUGGGCAGGUGUGGCAGGGAUGAUCAACAUUUUACAUGGAAUGGGUUUAAGGCUCCUUGCUUUGGGACAUCACACACCUUUUAUGCACAUUGGCAUGGCUCAUAACUACAGGAACAGCAGUCAGGCUGUGCAAGCUGUCCGAGACACUGGCUAUGAAAUAUCUCUGGGUUUGAUGCCAAAGUCGAUAGGGCCCUUAACAUUUGUGUUCACAGGGACUGGUAAUGUAUCUAAGGGAGCCCAAGAAAUCUUCAAUGAAUUACCUUGUGAAUAUGUGGAGCCGCAUGAAUUAAAAGAAGUUUCCCAAAAUGGAGACCUGAGAAAAGUGUACGGGACAGUGUUAAGUCGCCAUCAUCAUCUGGUCAGGAAAACAGAUGGUAUAUAUGAUCCUGUAGAGUAUGACAAAUAUCCUGAGCGCUACAUAAGCCGUUUUAAUACUGAUAUUGCACCCUAUACAACUUGUUUAAUUAAUGGAAUCUACUGGGAACAAAACACCCCUCGCCUACUAACCCGCCAAGAUGCUCAGAGUCUCCUGGCUCCAGGCAAGUCCUCAGUUGCUGGUGUUGAAGGCUGCCCUGCAUUGCCACACAAACUUGUGGCAAUAUGUGACAUUUCAGCUGACACCGGAGGAUCUAUUGAGUUUAUGACUGAGUGUACGACAAUAGAGCAUCCCUUCUGCAUGUAUGAUGCAGAUCAGCAUAUUAUUCAUGACAGUGUCGAAGGCUCUGGGAUUCUGAUGUGCUCCAUUGACAAUUUGCCGGCACAGCUUCCAAUUGAAUCCACCGAAUACUUUGGAGACAUGCUUUACCCUUAUGUUGAAGAAAUGAUAUUAUCAGACGCGACACAGCCUCUUGAAAGUCAGAAUUUUUCUCCUGUGGUGCGAGAUGCAGUGAUUACAUCCAACGGCACAUUGUCUAAUAAGUAUAAAUAUAUCCAGAAACUCCGAGAGAGCAGGGAACGUGUUCAGUCACUUUCAGUGAGCACCAAGAAAAAGGUCUUGAUUCUUGGAUCUGGUUACGUAUCUGAGCCUGUGUUGGAAUACCUGUCGAGGGAUGACAAUAUAGAAAUAACAGUAGGUUCUGACAUGAAGAAUCAAAUCGAACAGUUAGGCAAGAAAUAUAAUAUUAAUCCUGUUAGCCUGUACGUUGAUAAGCAAGAAGGGACGUUGAGCUCCUUGGUGGCAACGCAGGAUCUUGUCAUCAGCUUGUUGCCUUAUGUAUUGCAUCCUCUUGUGGCCAAGGCGUGCAUUGCAAGCAAGGUUAACAUGAUCACUGCAAGCUACAUCACCCCAGUGCUAAAAGAAUUAGAAAAGAGUGUGGAAGAUGCUGGCAUCACAAUCAUUGGCGAAUUGGGAUUGGACCCUGGUCUUGAUCAUAUGUUGGCAAUGGAAACGAUAGAUAAGGCCAAAGAAGUGGGAGCCACGAUUGAAUCUUAUGUUUCCUACUGCGGUGGCCUUCCAGCCCCUGAACAUUCAGACAAUCCUUUGAGAUACAAAUUUAGCUGGAGUCCAGUGGGAGUUUUGAUGAACAUAAUGCAGCCCGCCACCUACCUGCUCAAUGGAAAGGUUGUGAAUGUGGUAGGGGGUGUCUCCUUUCUGGAUUCGGUUACUCCUAUGGAUUAUUUCCCCGGAUUAAAUUUGGAAAGUUAUCCUAACAGAGACAGUACCAAAUAUGCUGAGAUUUAUGGCAUUCCAUAUGCUCACACUUUAUUACGGGGGACGCUGAGGUACAAGGGAUAUGCCAAAGCCCUGAAUGGAUUUGUAAAACUGGGUCUUAUAAACAGAGAUGCAUUUCCCGCCCUUCGACCUGAGGCCAAUCCGCUCACCUGGAAAGAACUCCUCUGUGAUCUAGUGGGAAUUUCACCCUCCUCCAAGUGUGAUGUGCUUAAGGAAGCUGUCUUUAAGAAACUAGAAGGAGACAAUACCCAGCUGGAGGCUGUUGAAUGGUUGGGCUUACUUGGGGAUGAACAAGUCCCUCGGGCAGAGUCUCUCGUGGAUGCACUUUCCAAGCAUUUGGCCAUGAAGCUUUCCUAUGGCCCUGGAGAGAAAGAUAUGAUUGUGAUGAGAGACAACUUUGGAAUCAGACAUCCUUCAGGACAUUUAGAAAAUAAAACUGUUGAUCUUGUGGUGUACGGGGAUGUCAAUGGUUUUUCAGCUAUGGCUAAAACUGUGGGGUUACCCACUGCUAUGGCAGCCAAGAUGUUACUUGAUGGUGAAAUUAAAGCUAAAGGCCUGAUGGGGCCCUUUUCAAAGGAGAUCUAUGGACCAAUAUUGGAGCGAAUUAAAGCAGAAGGCAUUAUGUAUACUACACAGAGCACAAUCAAACCAUAAUUGAGGAUUAUAUUUUGUUUUUAUCUUCCCAGCCAACACAGCUCUGAACUUUUAUGCAACAACAUGCUUGCUAAUGUGAUAUUUUAAAACAUAAUGCAUGAUAUGUUUUGAUUAAGUGAAUACAAUGGUGUUUUUGAAAUAUAAAUCUCUAUUUUAAUAUGAAAACAUUUGGAACAAGAGAUGCUGGUAAUUACCAGGGAACUUUAAUAAUUCGAUCAUGUAUUUUUUCAUGUGUAUGUAAAAGUGAUAAUGAUUGUACUACUUGUUAAUUUAUUAUGCAACUUUUUCUUACAAGAAUAUAUUUUCUGAUAAUUAGCAGAUGAAGUUUUAUCUUUUUAGUAGGAAAAAAAUUUCUUCAUGCAGCUUUAUUUUUCUUUUGCUUUUAUUUUUCAAACUGAUUCAGUUGGAUGCUUUUAGAUUACCAAAGCUUUGCAAUAAUACUAUUUUAUGCCUUUUUGUAAAAUUAUGAUCCAUUUAGAAAGUGACAUUUCUUAUAGCUUUCUUUUAAUGUUUGGAAAAGGAAAUAGGUAAGACUAAAUCAAAAUUCACGUGAUCACCUCAUUAGGCACAGGAAAAGCAUUAACAAAUCCAACACACUUUUAUGAUAAGAAACACUCAACAAACUAGGAAUAGAAGGGAAUUCUUCAACCUGAUAAAGGGCAUCUAUGAAAAAACCAUAGCUAGUAUCAUAGUUAAUGAUGAAAGACUGAAGGAUUCCCCCCUAAAAUCAGAAACAAGACAAGGAUGUAUACUCUUGCCAUUUCUAUUCAACUUAUACUGGAGGGUAUAGCUGGGCAAUUAGGCAAGAAAAUGAAAUAAAAGACAUCCAGAUUAGAAAGGAAGGUGUAAAACUACCUCUAAUGUUAUACAAAGAAAAUUCAAAAGAAUACUCUAAGAAAACAUUAGAACUAAUACAUGAGUUCAGCAAAGUUGCAUGAUACAGGAUUAAUAUUCAAAAAUUGAUUGUAUUUGUAUACAAUAUCAAUGAAUGAAGCAAAAGUAUAUUAAGAAAACAAUUCUAAGAAAAAGUGUAAAAUAGGAAUAGAUUGAGAGUCCAGAAAUAACUCGUAUUUACAGUCAAUUGACUUUUGAAAAAGAUGCUAGGACAAUUCAAUUGAGAAAAAUAAUCUUUUCAUCAAAUUGUGCUGAAACAGCUGGAUAUCCACAUACAAAAGAAUAAAGUUGGACUCCCUACCUCACAGCACAUAUAAAAAUUAUCUCAAAAUGGACCAAAUACCUAAAUAUGAGAGCAAACACUAAAAAACUUUUAGAUGAAAUCAUAGGUGUAAAUCUUUAUGACCUUGGAUUAGGCAAUGCUUUCUUAAAUAAAUGACACCAAAAGCACAAGCAGUGAAAGAAAAAAAAAAUAGAUAAAUUGGGUAUCAUCAUGAUUAAGAAUUUCUGUGCUUCCAAGAAUACCUCAAGAAGGCAAAAGACAACCCACAGAAUGAGAGAAAAUGUUUGCAAAUCAUAUACCAAGUGAGAGAAGAACUUGUACUUAGAAUAGGUAAAGAACUACUAUAUUCAAGAAAAAGUCAAAGAGCCCAAUUAAAAAAAACGGACAAAGGAUCGGAAUUAACUGUUCUCCAAAGAAGGCAUACAAAAGGCCAAUAAGCACAUGAAAAGAUGCCUAACAUACAUUAGCUAUCAGGGAAAUACAAAUCAAACCUACAAUGAGAUACCACUUCAAAGUCACCAGGAUAGCUACUGUGAAAAAAUAAUAACAAGUGCUGGUGAAGAUGUGGAGAAAUUGGAACCCUCAUAAACUGCAGGUGGAAAUAUAAAAUGGUACAACUGCUUGGAAAAACAGUUUGGCAGUUCCUCAAAUGGUUAAACAUAGAGUUACCAUAUGAUCCAGUAAUUCCACUCUUUGGUAUUACAGAAAUGAAAAUAUGUCCACGCAACAACUUGUAAACAGAUGUUCAUAGCAGCAUUAUUCAUAACAGCCAGAAAUCAAAACAAGUCAACUGCCCAUCAAAUAAUAAAUGAAUAAACAAAAUGUGGCAUAUCCAUACAAUGGAAUAAUAUUUGGCAAUUAAAAAGAGAUUAAGUACAGAUACUUGCUACAACAUGGAUAAACAUUAAGUGAAAGAAGCCAGGCAUGAAAAGCCACAUAUUGUAUGAUUUCAUUUGUUUGAAAUGUCUAGAAUAGUCAAAUCUCUAUAUGGAGAAAGUAGAUUAGUGGUUGCC